Zea mays is the source of this 3083-nucleotide messenger RNA. RefSeq names its product probable inactive receptor kinase RLK902. Gene Ontology annotation, biological process: protein phosphorylation. Lineage: Eukaryota; Viridiplantae; Streptophyta; Magnoliopsida; Poales; Poaceae. Bases 755 to 2788 code for a protein of 677 amino acids. The record is from RefSeq and is a predicted model, not a curated record. The transcript is spliced from 2 exons. Gene Ontology annotation, molecular function: ATP binding; protein kinase activity; protein binding.
AACUCGCCACCGCUACCCCUCACACCCCCUCCUUAUAAGCCUGGAUAGUUGCAAAAUCUAAACCCCAACCUUUGUUGUUGUUGUUGCCGCCUGGUCCACCAUCCAGCCAUGUCAACCUCGCUAGCCAUUUUGCCCAUCGUUUGUCCCCUUCUUCAUCGACUCUAAUUACAUGUGCGUUAGUGGUACAUUCCAACCCUAUAAAAAUUGAGAGCAUAUGAGGUGCACUUGAUCUUUUGGUGCAUAUAUUGAAUCGUUGUCAUACAUCUAUCUAACAAUGCUGUCAUUCCUCUUAUUUUCUACACAGGGAAGAGUGCAGUUAGCAAGGGUAUUCUUUAUGAAAUAUACAAAACUAAAGGUGAAGAUAUGGAAGCGCGUUAAAUCUUAUACGGAUGAUCGUGAUUUAAUAUGUAUCCAUGUAUACCUGAUAUCCUAGAAGGAAUUUGGUCUUUUUUAGCUGCCCAAAACUGCAUGAGGCCCUAGAUCGUUCUAUGCGGCGGUGUAGAAGCCGUCCAAAUCUCACCGUGGAUCACAAUUCACGCAGCGUUGCGGGCUUGCGGCGUCCCCGUCUUUCCCCACCGGCAGGCGCCAGCUUCAGCUAAACGACGCCGCACCAGGAAAAAGGUCUACCUUCCGAUAUUCCACUGUCUUGUUUCCAUUCUCCCCUCCUCUCCGGCUCUCCCUCCCCCGACAGCUGCCCCCGCAUGGUGUGAUCAGGCCAUCUGGUGCGGGAAGAAAAGACGCGACACAGCGAGCCAUGCUCCCGCCGCGCGCCGCCGCCGUGCCGCUGCUGCUGCUGGCCCUGGCGGCCGGCGCGGCCCGGGGCGCCGACGACCUGGCAUCGGACGCCGUGGCGCUGCAAGCCUUCCUCGCGCCAUUCGGAUCCGCGACCGUGUCGUGGAACUCGUCCCAGCCGACAUGCUCCUGGACGGGUGUCGUCUGCACCGGCGGCCGCGUCACGGAGAUCCACCUGCCCGGGGAAGGCCUCCGGGGCGCGCUCCCCGUCGGCGCGCUCGGCGGGCUCAACAAGCUCGCCGUGCUGUCGCUGCGGUACAACGCGCUCUCCGGCCCGCUGCCUCGGGACCUCGCCUCCUGCGUCGAGCUCCGGGUGAUCAACUUGCAGUCCAACCUCCUCUCGGGGGAGCUCCCGGUGGAGGUGCUGGCGCUACCGGCGUUGACGCAGCUCAACCUCGCGCAGAACCGCUUGUCGGGGAGGAUAUCGCCGGCCAUUGCCAAGAACGGGCGGCUGCAGCUGCUCUUCCUGAACGGCAACCGCCUUACCGGAGAGCUACCGAACGUCAGCAUGCCGUCGCUCACCGCGCUAAACGUCUCCUUCAACAACCUCAGCGGCGAGAUACCCAAGAGCUUCGGCGGCAUGCCGUCCACGUCUUUCCUCGGCAUGCCGUUGUGCGGCAAGCCCCUCCCGCCGUGCCGAGCGCCGGGUUCGGAAGCAUCGCCGUCUCAGCCUCCCACUCCCACGCUUCGGCCCGAGGCACCGGCCCCGACUGACAACCGCGGACGGGGCAGGCAUCACCUCGCCGGCGGCGCCAUCGCUGGCAUUGUGGUUGGCUGCGCGUUUGGCUUCCUCCUGAUCGCGGCCGUCCUCGUCCUCGUGUGUGGCGCGCUGCGGCGGGAGCCGAGACCGACAUACCGCAGCCGUGACGCCGUUGCGGCGGAGCUGGCCCUGCACAGCAAAGAGGCAAUGAGCCCCAACGGCUACACCCCACGUGUCUCAGACGCGCGACCGCCGCCCCCGCCUUCAGUCCCGCCACCGCCAGCCGUCUCCGCCGCAGCCGUGGGGCGGAAGAAGCUCUUCUUCUUCGGUAGGAUUCCCCGGCCCUACGACCUCGAGGACCUGCUCCGCGCGUCCGCCGAGGUUCUUGGCAAGGGCACGCACGGGACCACGUACAAGGCCGCGAUCGAGUCUGGGCCGGUCAUGGCGGUGAAGCGCCUCAAGGAGACCUCGUUGCCCGAACGCGAGUUCCGGGACAAGGUCGCGGCCAUCGGCGGGAUCGACCACCCAAAUGUCGUGCCCCUGCAGGCCUAUUACUUCAGCAAGGACGAGAAGCUUAUGGUGUACGAGUUCGUGGCCAUGGGCAGCCUUUCCUCCAUGCUUCACGGCAAUCGCGGCUCCGGCCGGUCGCCACUGAGCUGGGAGUCGAGGAGGCGCAUCGCUUUGGCCUCGGCGCGCGGUCUCGAGUACAUCCACGCCACGGGCUCCAUGGUCACGCACGGCAACAUCAAGUCGUCCAACAUCCUCUUGAGCCGCACCGUGGACGCGCGCGUGGCCGACCACGGGCUCGCGCACCUCGUCAACCCGGCGGGCGCGGCGACGACGACCCGCGUCGCGGGGUACCGCGCGCCCGAGGUGGUGGCGGACCCGCGGCGGGCGUCGCAGAAGGCGGACGCGUACAGCUUCGGCGUGCUGCUCCUGGAGCUGCUGACGGGGAAGGCCCCGGCGCACGCGGUGCUGCACGACGAGGGCGUGGACCUCCCGCGCUGGGCGCGGUCCGUGGUGAAGGAGGAGUGGACGUCCGAGGUGUUCGACACGGAGCUGCUCAGGCACCCGGGCGCCGAGGACGAGAUGGUGGAGAUGCUGCGGCUGGCCAUGGACUGCACCGAGCCCGCUCCGGACCAGCGGCCGGCCAUGCCCGAGAUCGUGGCGCGCAUCGAGGGGCUCGGCGGCACGGCGUCGACGUCGACGGCGACGGCGCGGUCCGGCCGGAGUGCGUCCGUGGACGAGGCGGACGACCGGCCGCUGAGGACCACCGGAUCGAUCCGUCAGAGCUGAGGUCCGUCCGCGUCCGAUCACUUGUGUUAUUGUCACUGACGGAAGGUUCUGAACAAGGGGGAAAAAAAGAAGAGAUCUUUCUGUUCUGUCUUCUUGCGCUUGUCGUAGGGGCGUUGUCGUGUGCUGUUUAUUCUUUCAUGCGUCUCUUGACGCUUGUUCGCCCUCAGAUGAAUUCUUUCGUUUUAGCAGCGGUGAUGAGUGUGCGCUGAUGGUGUGUGAAUUGGUGGUGAUAGUAAUGCAAUGUGUAAUUGCUUCUAGUACCUGAAGGGUGUUCGAUUGAAAAGUUUAGCCUCGA